UGUGCAAAACAAAGUGUGAAACCAAGCAACCUCAAAUCAUGUGACAAUAUAUUCUUCAGCAAAACUAUGCCUUUUAAGGUAUGCAAAUGAAAUUGGUAUAAGCAGACAGGAUAUGACAUGCUGCUAUACUUUGUCCAUGUCCAGCCCAUCUGCUAAGAGUAGAGUCUUAAAAAGACCACACAUUAAAAACGCACAGCUUCCAUCAUUUAUACGACUGAGGGAAAGCCACUCAAAAAUGUCUGAGAGUACUUACAGCAAUAUAAACACUGACAGAACAUGGGAUAUGGACAGAUGCACCAAGGCAAACCAUACAUCUCAACACACAGGAAGUGAUUCAGUGCAGAUCAGAAGCUCCAGAGCAGCUGCAGUGUGUUUGUUGCUGCUGUGUGUUCUGCUGACUGCAGUCAUAGUGCUGUGUGUCCACGUCCAUACAAAGAACACAAACUACAGAGAAGAGACACACAAGCUACUAUCCAAGAUUAACAACCUCACAGAACAGAGUGACCUGCUUCUAACCAAGUACAUAAGCCUGACAAAUGAAAGGAAUGGAUUAUUCAAACAAAGAGACCAGUUCAAUCAAGAGAGAAAUCAACUGCAGAAGAUUCUCAAUGAAACGGAUGGAUGGUUACGCUCUAACUUCAGAUUUUACUUCAUUUCCUCACUGAAGAAGAGCUGGACUGAGAGUAGAAAAUAUUGUACAGAGAGAGGAGCAGAUCUGAUCAUCAUAAACAACCGAGAGAAACAAGAUUUUGUUACAAAAAUUACUGAUAAAAGAGAAUUCUGGAUUGGUGUGACUGACAUCAAGGAAGAGGGCAGGUGGGAAUGGGUUGAUGGCACCAGCGUGACCUCUGGGUUCUGGGCAUCCAGUGGACAAAUAUCAGAGCCAAAUGGAGGAAGACAAGAGAAUUGUGCUGUGACUUAUUUAAAAAAGCACCCUGAGUUAAUAGGGUGGAUUGAUGUUACUUGCAAUGGUGCUUAUCAAUGGAUCUGUGAGAAGAGUGUAUAGCCCUAAGAACAACACAUGCUAUUUUUUCACAGGGU
Molecule: messenger RNA, 1041 nt
Organism: Sinocyclocheilus anshuiensis
Lineage: Eukaryota; Metazoa; Chordata; Actinopteri; Cypriniformes; Cyprinidae
Product: C-type lectin domain family 4 member F-like
Exons: 5
Coding region: 113-1006 (297 amino acids)
Source: RefSeq, a predicted model, not a curated record